AUGCGCUGCUCCAACUGUGGCACCAUGCGCACCCCACUCUGGAGGAGGUCGCCCGACGGCAGCAGUCUCUGCAACAAGUGCGGUGCCAGCAGCAGCAGCAAUGGCGCCGGCAUCAGCGGCGGUGUCGGUGGCACUGCUGGCGGUGAGGAGGAGGCCGUCGGCGGGCUCAAGUGCAACAAUUGCGGCACCACCACGACGCCGCUCUGGAGGCGCGACGAAAACGGCAACAACAUCUGCAACGCAUGUGGCCUGUACCAGAAGCUGCACGGCACGCAGCGGCCCAUCAAUAUGCGCAAGACGGUCAUCAAGCGCCGCAAGCGUGUUCCCGCG
This is a messenger RNA of Acaromyces ingoldii, 330 nucleotides long. Its product is annotated as glucocorticoid receptor-like (DNA-binding domain). The record is from RefSeq and is a predicted model, not a curated record. Gene Ontology annotation, biological process: positive regulation of transcription by RNA polymerase II; negative regulation of transcription by RNA polymerase II. Lineage: Eukaryota; Fungi; Basidiomycota; Exobasidiomycetes; Exobasidiales; Cryptobasidiaceae. The transcript is spliced from 2 exons. The annotation marks the transcript as partial. Gene Ontology annotation, molecular function: zinc ion binding; RNA polymerase II cis-regulatory region sequence-specific DNA binding; DNA-binding transcription factor activity, RNA polymerase II-specific.